CGACACUAAAAUUCAUUGCCUGCCCACGCGACCGACCACUUACUUGUUGGCAAAAUACUCUCCCGCCUACGCCAUGCUUUGAAGCUUGAGCAUUUUUGGCUGGUAUAACAACAGAGGCGAGCUACCGUAUUGCGCAUUAAAAACAGGCCAGUCCUGGUUUGGUCUCCAAUAAAAUCUUUGUACCAAUCUCGCUCCCGGUGGCCUCACUUGAUGUGGUAGCCGAUAGAAAAAUCCACAUUGCGUACCAUAUCGCAAAAUAAAAGCAGGCCAGCAAGGACAAGAGUGGAUUCCGAUCGGCAGAGGUCUGUUUUCUACCUUGCGGUCUUGAUGCUUCGGUUACCUUUCGAACCCAGCCAUUGCUGUUUGAUGGGGUAAAAGGGGGAGCACUGAUCGUCUUAGUUGUGGUUUUUUAAGGUUUAGUUCCUCUGUUUCUACCCGGCGGCGCCUGUGUCAGGCUGAACAACCCUGCCGUGGGAAGAUUCCAUGGGGUCAGUGAUAAAUGGGUGCAGCGUCGCAUUCAGAAACUUUUUCAUGAAACCCCUUUAUUUGCGCCUCAAAAUUCACCAGCCUCUCGGUUGGUCGACCUUCUUUUUUUCUUGUAUAAACACUCGGCCGACAGCUUGUAUUCUUUACAAACCAGCAAGCCGUGAGCCUGCAUGCUGCUCAGUCUUCGCCUCGGUCGCAGCUUCUCGCAGUCUCUUGCGCGGUGCCUAUAACCUCGCCCUACCAGCCAGCAGACUCUCUUACCGAUCGUCCCGCUCCAUAGAGCCGUUGGAACAUCAUGUCAGGAGUAAAUAAUCCUAUCCCUCACCUACCUAAGGACCAACAGGAGCAGAUCCUAUCUGGACCUGCUCUGGCUCCUCCAAAUGGAACUGUGUCCAACUUCGACAAUCCCUCGAACGAGAAUGGCCUCGCGAUAGGAGUUAUGUCGCUCUGCAUCGCAGUGUCCAGCUUGUGUCUAUUGAUCAGAGGAUAUCUCGCUGUACUAGCCAGGCGGGUGACAAUUCCAGAGGUCUUGAUCGUGGUGGGUUAUGGCUGCUAUGUCGGAUGGAGCUACUGCUGCUUCGAGGUCGUAUAUGUCCCGGGUCUAUUUGUGCAUCAAUGGGAUGUCGUGAUGAGGGAUAUGAUCCCUCUAGCAUAUUACGUCUACAUUGCCGGAGUCCUUUACUCGAUUGUCCUCCCGUGUCUCAAGAUCGCCAUUUUGGUUGAGUGGAUGGAAAUGUUCACGGUGCAGAGGAACUUGUUUUGGUGGACCUGCAUUUUCCUCAUCUUCUUGCAGACCACCACCGGCAUUGUUAUUACCGUGCUGCUAAACUUUGUGUGUAUUCCUAACGCCUCCAUCUACGACCUGACUGUGGCUGGAGUUUGCAACAUCAACAAACACUCCAUAGAGCUCGCGUCGGCGUCUAUUCAUCUCUUCACCGACGCUGUCAUGCUCUUCCUCCCGCAAAAAGUCAUCUGGGGACUCAACAUGUCAGUCAAGAAGAAGCUCGGUGUAGCGGGUGUCUUUGGGCUGGGUGUGCUCGCCGUAAUCUCAGCCAUCAACCGAGUCGCUGCCACCGUCAUAUAUGCCGACGCCACCGAUGUAACCUACACGCUCGGCCCCGUCAUCUUCUGGGCCUUUGCCGAGAUGACAUGCGGUUUCGUCAUCUCGUGCCUGCCAGCAGCACCCAAGCUGGUGCGCGAGCACCGCGUCUUUCACCGAAUCAAGGCCAAGCUGGGCAUGAAGCUGACGACGGCGAGGAGCGGCGCGUCGGGCUCCAACAUCUCGCGCGGCACGACGCUCAACAACACGCAGCAGGGCACGGCCCCUGGCAGCAGCGCCGGCGGCGCCAAGGCCUGGCGCAAGAUCGAGGACGAGAGCGUCCAGCUCGGGGACAUGACAAAGUCGGACUCGACAGAGUACCUGCAGCACGAGGCCAAGUCCGAUGCCGCCCCGACAGAACGCCUCAGGGCCACCACCGUCACGGUCAAGCAGGAGGUGGCCGUCGAGGAGGACCUCGAGCGCGCCACAAACGGCCUGCCGUACGGUGCGGACCCCAUCGCCGAUAGCGGACGGUUCGUCUCGUCCGCGUGGCACGAUGGUCCCCAGAGCCGUGGCGGCAAGAAGAGUUACUAUGGCAACGCGAGGUAAUUCCUGGUUGCAACCCUUUUUUUGUUACGCUGAUGGCUUCCGCUGCUUCCGGUGUCUUGUUGCCGGGGAGCGGAAGAAUGUACUACCUACGUAUGAUAAGCAAACGAAAACAAAAGACCACGAUCAAGUGUUUUUUUUUUGGAGGCGGAAAAAGAAAAAAAAAAGCAGUAUUGUUUUGUAUGAGAUGGAGUUAUUGUUGUCAAAAGUUUGGCUGAGUUUGCCAUUUAAUCACAGGAUAGAUGUUAUAUACCAAACCACAUUGGAAGAUUCUAUUGGAGAAAUCAUUCAUCGUCUGCAUGCAUCACUGUUGUUGUUUUCUUCUUUCAUUUUGCUAGACCAAGCCUCUCAACACAUACACACACCAAUCC
Molecule: messenger RNA, 2502 nt
Organism: Pyricularia grisea
Lineage: Eukaryota; Fungi; Ascomycota; Sordariomycetes; Magnaporthales; Pyriculariaceae
Exons: 4
Coding region: 782-2134 (450 amino acids)
Source: RefSeq, a predicted model, not a curated record